AUGCUGCAGCUGUCACUAGCCCUGCUGCUCUUUCUGGCUCUAUUUGCCAGCUUGGAAACAGCACCAACUUCAUCGACUGGAGUUAAGCAGGAGAAAUAUGUGCGGGUGUAUGAAAUCAAUGAGGAGCAGUACCAGCGGGUCUUGCAGCUGACCAAGGGCAGGAAUGUUAUAUCAGAGGCCCGGCUGAUCAACGGAGGCUUUGCCACCGUGAGUGACACCUUGAGCUCCGGAUGGAACUCCCUUCUGCGGAUCGUGGGCCUCACCACCCUCAGCAGGGCCGAUGAGGCCGAGAAGGUGGACUUCGAUGGUCAGCCCUUGUGCGUGAUCAAAUCUCGCGAGGGAGAGGGCAGGGAGGAGGACGUGACCUCCGCUAGAAGCUCGGCCAGGGACAUCGAAGCCGAGGAAGAAGAUUCCGCCAUCCACUGCAUAGUGGUGCUCAAGAAGGAUGGCGAGUUUGAGCUCCCAACCCUGGAUGCUCAUCCAAACUACGCCCAGUAUUGGAACAAACCAGAGACGUCUAACCCUGUCGAGGAAGCCCCUGUUCCCAACCAGUCCUCGGAAGUUAUCAAGGAGGAAGAGGCAGAGGAGACCACGACACCAGCGCCAUUGAAAAAGAAAAAGGUUAACAAAAGCACUUAUCCAAGGGCAGGCACUUUGGCGGACGACUCUGAAAGUUUCCGGCAAUAUGGCUACCCUCCAGUGCAGCCCCAAUAUGGAACCCCCUAUCCGCCAGCUCCCUCCUAUGGUGGCUAUCCGUACAGUCCCUAUCCCAAUCCCCUGCCUUACCCGAACCCUCAGCCAUAUGGACCCCAACUACCGUAUGCACCAUCGCCAUAUGGGCAAUCUCCUUAUGGACAAUCUCCCUAUGGACAAUCUCCCUAUGGACAAUCUCCUUAUGGACCGUAUCCCCAACAACCCUAUGGUCCCCAGCCCCCCAUUGGUCCUUACGGUCCGCAGCCCUAUGGAAACUAUGGAUAUCCCUACUUGGAUCAGAACCAGUUGGCUCAGGUGAAUGCCAUUAAGGAAAUAGAGAAACUCGAGGCUGACGACGACCAAGAAGAAGAUGAGGACUCCUACGAGAACGAAGAUGAAGAUGACUAUCGCUAUAAGAACCGUUUAUACUCCUACAAUCCCAUGUACCUCCAGCAAUCUUAUCUUAACCAAUAA
Molecule: messenger RNA, 1167 nt
Organism: Drosophila teissieri
Lineage: Eukaryota; Metazoa; Arthropoda; Insecta; Diptera; Drosophilidae
Product: vacuolar protein sorting-associated protein 37C
Exons: 2
Coding region: 1-1167 (388 amino acids)
Source: RefSeq, a predicted model, not a curated record